AUGGGAGAUCCUCAAUUCGACCUGAUCAUCAUCGGCGCCGGCGUGAUGGGUAGCUCCACCGCCUACCAAGCAGCCAAACGUGGCCUCAAAACUCUUUUGCUCGAACAGUUCGAUUUCCUUCACCAGCGCGGAUCGUCCCACGGUGAGUCCCGCACGAUUCGAUCCACCUAUCCACAAAGCCAUUACUAUCCUCUAGUAGUUGAAUCAUACAAACUCUGGGAAGAGAUUCAGGCCGAAGUUGGCUAUGAUGUUUACUUCAAAGCUCAACACCUUGACAUUGGCCAUCUCAACGAUCCAUCCUUCCGCGCUGUCAUCGAAAACUGCCAGAAACAUGGUGUUAACUACGAGCUUCUGAACGCCGAGCAAGUUGCUGCGAAAUACGCCGGGAAACUCAACAUACAGGAAGGUUGGUUGGGUCUGUCCACAGAACAUGGCGGAAUGUUAAAGGCCACAAAAGCAACUGCCAUGUUUCAGACACUGGCGCACAAACACGGUGCUGUUCUCAAAGACAACAGAAAGGUUGUAGAUAUCAAAAACAACGGCGGCGAGGUUGUGGUUUUUACUGAGAACGGUGAAAAGAUCCGAGGUAAGAAAGUCGCGGUAACCGUGGGAUCAUGGGCGAAUAAGCUGAUUAAGAAAAUCAGAGGUAUUGAUAUUCCGAUACAGCCUAUCGAGACUCAUCUUUGUUACUGGAGAAUAAAAGAAGGACAUGAAGGUAAAUUCUCAAUUGGUGGCGAUUUUCCGACUUUUGCUAGCUAUGGUAAGAUUUACUACUAUGGAACACCAACUUUGGAGUUUCCGGGUUUGCUUAAAUUAGGUGUCCACGGUGGUCGGAAGUGUGACCCUGAUCAGAGGCCAUGGGGACCCGGCGAGAUGAUGAAUGAGUUGAAGAAGUGGAUUGACACGACAUUCUCUGGAGUGAUUGAUACGACUGAGCCUGUUGUGAAACAGGCUUGUCUGUAUUCAAUGACUCCAGACGAAGACUUUGUGAUUGACUUCUUAGGUGGUGAGUUUAAGAAUAAUGUUGUUUUGGGUGUCGGGUUUUCCGGCCACGGAUUUAAGAUGGCUCCGCUUGUUGGUAAAAUUCUGACCGAGCUGGCAACCGAUGGAAAAACUGAUCAGGCUGACUUGAAAUAUUACAGAAUCGGAAGAUUCCAAAGGACAUCUAAGAUUUAG
Molecule: messenger RNA, 1176 nt
Organism: Lathyrus sativus (Indian pea)
Lineage: Eukaryota; Viridiplantae; Streptophyta; Magnoliopsida; Fabales; Fabaceae
Source: the annotation of a GenBank genome assembly